Macaca mulatta (Rhesus monkey) is the source of this 12542-nucleotide messenger RNA. RefSeq names its product gamma-aminobutyric acid type A receptor subunit alpha4 (gene GABRA4). The record is from RefSeq and is a predicted model, not a curated record. Gene Ontology annotation, molecular function: GABA-A receptor activity; extracellular ligand-gated monoatomic ion channel activity. Gene Ontology annotation, cellular component: membrane. Lineage: Eukaryota; Metazoa; Chordata; Mammalia; Primates; Cercopithecidae. Gene Ontology annotation, biological process: gamma-aminobutyric acid signaling pathway; monoatomic ion transmembrane transport; chloride transport.
GUCAACCUCUGGAAGUAAGUCAACUCCAUUCUGAAAAAGAAGAGUGUCGCAAGAAGUGAAAGUGAUUUUGACCAGAGGUGACUUGUCUCCACUUCUCCCCUCCUCUCCAGAAAAGGAUGGAGCAGCAAAGAGGAGGGUGUGCGCGUGUCUGGUGGAGGCGGGUAAAGAAAUGGGGUGUCUUUAAAGCAAUAGCUUAGCAAAUACUGGGACUAGAGUGCGGCUCGAGUCCACUCCUCAACAGUUUGGCGAGAGUCCGCCAGGUGAGUUGUAACCCCUGUUAGCAGGAAGAAUCUUUUCGCUUUCAUUGCCCUCCCUACCGCCCCCCAUAACACCUGAAGGGGAGGGUCUCAAAGGUCUUUUGAGCCCGGACUUGAUCCCCUCUCCUCACCACCGCUACCACCCCACGCCCAGCAGUCCCCAUCACCCGCCCUUUCUCCACCUCCAACCUUGACUCUGGGUACAAACAGGUCCUCGCACAACCUGACGAGAGAGGAGCUUCAUUGGUUAGAUCCAAAUCCCAGCGGAAGGGAGGGGCCCAGGAGGGAGGAGGCCGAGCACUGCUGUGGGCGGGAAGCCCACCUGGGGUCGGGGGCUGAGGAGCCGGAGGAGGGGCGAGAGACCCGGGUCCUCAUCCGCGGAGUUACGGUCGGAACAAACUUGGCGAGUCUAGCAGCGCAAGCGCGCGGAUGCUAACCCCAGAACCUUCAGCGCGCGGGCACGAAAGGGUGUGGAGCGGUAUACAUAGCUCUACAUACACAUUGAGCGCUGAGCGAGAAAGGAGGGGGCGAGGAAGGCAGGUUCCGCCUCCCCUGGCCCCGUGCACACACACGCCCACCGCGGCUCGGGCUGGCUGAGCGCGGGCGAGUGUGAGCGCGAGUGUGCGCACGCCGCGGGAGCCUCUCUGCCCUCUCCUCGCACCCUGCUCAGGGCAUCUGAAGAGCCUGGAAACGUGAACAGGCUUGAAGUAUGGCAUGUUGCAAAGAUGGUUUCUGCCAAGAAGGUACCCGCGAUCGCUCUGUCCGCCGGGGUCAGUUUCGCCCUCCUGCGCUUCCUGUGCCUGGCGGUUUGUUUAAACGAAUCCCCAGGACAGAACCAAAAGGAGGAGAAAUUGUGCACAGAAAAUUUCACCCGCAUCCUGGACAGUUUGCUCGAUGGUUAUGACAACAGGCUGCGUCCUGGAUUUGGGGGUCCUGUUACAGAAGUGAAAACUGACAUAUAUGUCACCAGCUUUGGACCUGUUUCUGAUGUUGAAAUGGAAUACACAAUGGAUGUGUUCUUCAGACAGACAUGGAUUGACAAAAGACUAAAAUAUGAUGGCCCCAUUGAAAUUUUGAGAUUGAACAAUAUGAUGGUAACAAAAGUAUGGACCCCUGAUACUUUCUUCAGGAAUGGAAAGAAAUCUGUCUCACAUAAUAUGACAGCUCCAAAUAAGCUUUUUAGAAUUAUGAGAAAUGGUACUAUUUUAUACACAAUGAGACUCACCAUAAGUGCGGAGUGUCCCAUGAGAUUGGUGGAUUUUCCCAUGGAUGGUCAUGCAUGCCCUUUGAAAUUCGGGAGUUAUGCCUAUCCAAAGAGUGAGAUGAUCUACACCUGGACAAAAGGUCCUGAGAAAUCAGUUGAAGUGCCGAAGGAGUCUUCCAGCUUAGUUCAAUAUGAUUUGAUUGGGCAAACCGUAUCAAGUGAAACCAUCAAAUCGAUUACGGGUGAAUAUAUUGUUAUGACGGUUUACUUCCACCUCAGACGGAAGAUGGGUUAUUUUAUGAUUCAGACCUAUAUUCCAUGCAUUAUGACAGUGAUUCUUUCUCAAGUUUCAUUCUGGAUAAAUAAAGAAUCAGUUCCCGCUAGGACUGUAUUUGGAAUAACAACUGUCCUCACCAUGACCACACUAAGCAUCAGUGCACGACAUUCUUUGCCCAAAGUGUCCUAUGCUACUGCCAUGGAUUGGUUCAUAGCUGUCUGCUUUGCUUUUGUAUUUUCGGCCCUUAUCGAGUUUGCUGCUGUCAACUAUUUCACCAAUAUCCAAAUGGAAAAAGCCAAAAGGAAGACAUCAAAGCCCCCUCAGGAAGUUCCCGCUGCUCCAGUGCAGAGAGAGAAGCAUCCUGAAGCCCCUCUGCAGAAUACAAAUGCCAAUUUGAACAUGAGAAAAAGAACAAAUGCUUCGGUUCACUCUGAAUCUGAUGUUGGCAACAGAACUGUGGUGGGAAACCAUUCAAGCAAAUCUUCCACAGUUGUUCAAGAAUCUUCUAAAGGCACACCUCGGUCUUACUUAGCUUCCAGUCCAAACCCAUUCAGCCGUGCAAAUGCAGCUGAAACCAUAUCUGCGGCAAGAGCACUUCCAUCUGCUUCUCCUGCUUCUAGCCGAACUGGAUAUGUGUCUCGAAAGGCUUCAAUUGCAUCUGCUUCUACUCGUCACGUGUUUGGAUCAAGAUUGCAGAGGAUUAAGACCACAGUUAAUACCAUAGGGGCUACUGGGAAGUUGUCAGCUACUCCUCCUCCAUCAGCUCCACCACCUUCUGGAUCUGGCACAAGUAAAAUUGACAAAUAUGCCCGUAUUCUCUUUCCAGUCACAUUUGGGGCAUUUAACAUGGUUUAUUGGGUUGUUUAUUUAUCUAAGGACACUAUGGAGAAAUCAGAAAGUCUAAUGUAAUUUUGUUGCUAUAGUAGUUUGCUAAAAGAUGAUGAAAAUGCAGAAUGUCUUUUUAAAUGUUUUUAAAUAUAAACAACUAUUCUUUAUUAAAAUAAAAAAUCUAUGUAAUUUUUCCAUUUAAAGAUAUAAGCCAGUUAUUGGGAGAGUUAAUUCCUCAGUGAAAAAGUGAAGUAUGUUUUUAUUUUCCAGAAAAAUUAUUUUAAAAGAACUCAGCAUUCACUUAGAUAGAAUACACACCAUCCUGGAAAGUUGGGAUAAGAGAAAUAGAGCUAUUAGAGACAUGUGGCACAUAUUUUUUCAUUGAUAUUUGAAAACAGACUAUGACAUUUUAAAAAUCUACCCGAUGAAUAUCAACCUGCCACCCUAAAUUUCCCAGUGGCACUGCCCUUAACGAGAAUUGUUUAUUGGAUGUCAUGUGCAGUGACCUUUGGUGAUCUUCUUAGGAGCUUCAGGAAAAGAAAUAUUCCUGUUAAAUGAAACAUUGGCAAAAAAAAAAAAAAAAAUGGAAUAGUAUAAAUGCUGAUCAAUAGAGUAAAAACUGUGCAGCAUAAAAAACUAAGACAAAGACCAGAGGAAACAUGUUCCCUUUCUUAUGUUGGCCAAACAGUACUUAACAGUUAAUUUGAAAUUUUGUUCUCUGAGCCAAAGUUUAACUCAUUGUAUGAAUUCUUUUUCAUGGUAGUUCAUUCAGGUAUGUAUUUAUUUACUACAUAGUUAUUCAGAGCCUGCUGUGUUCCAGGAACUAUGCUAGAAACUGUCUCUCUAGGAAAGCUCUUGCACCUUUACCUACAAUAUUACUUAAAAAGUAGAACACACAAUGCAUGCCAAAGAACCAUAAACUAGCAGAGGACAUUGCAUUCUUUAGUGAAGGACAUUUAUUUAGAGUCUGACAACAUAUUCAAAAUAUUUUCUCCUCCUAUACUGAUAGUGGAUAACAAAUAUAUUUGUUCACAUAACCACUUUGAGAUAAGUACAUGUUAGUACAACUUCAGCAAUUGGUUUUCCAAAUAGAUGAGAAUGUGGUACAGAUUGUUCUGUAAGUGAAAAGCAUUGUGUACUUGAAAGUAAAAAUCUGGGCACUACAAAACUUAAUAGAUUAACUGUCUCAAAUUUGAUCAGAGUCACAGAGUAGAAUUUGAUCAGAAUCACAGAAUCAUCAGAAAUAGGAACUCAGCACGGUCAUUUUCAGGUGCUUUCCCCAACAUAGAUCUAUAUAUUAACUAGUGAAAUGCUGUAUUUUGAAGAAUUUUUGUGUCUGUAGUUCUGUAAUUCUGGGCAGUCUUCAUGUUGGUUUUUUAGGAGUUUUUUUUUUUUAAGGUUUUAUAACUAAGGUGAACAUUUUAAAAUUAAGAGACCGGCAAAUGAAAGGAGUAAAGAAAAUAUAGCUGUGGGGUAGAAUGCCACUGACCCUGCUAUGUGGUUUAUUAGGAUUUUCAUCUACUGACUUCUUUCUCAUUAGGUAGGCUUAACAACUUAAUUGAAAAUUUUGCAACUGUCUAUGCAGCUCAACCUAAGUCUGGUUUCUGUCAUAUUGCCUUUAGAUUUUCUUCUGUGCUUCUCUCUAUCUGCUCUGGAAUGGAUGAGUGAAUGUGUUCUGGGUGUUUUAGGGAACAUAUUGAUAGAAAUGGCCACAUUGCAGACGAAAUCACUCUCUGUUUGUUUGUUUGUUUGUUUUAGAAAAGAAUUGAUAGUAGGUAAUUGGCAUCGAUUUUUCAGUUAUUUCAUUACCUUAUAAUAGUAGUUUUUGAGACCUGAAAAUUGUGCAAAUGUCAAAUAUUAAUUGUAAGUCAUAUCUAAGAAUUCUUUCUUGGCUGUCUUUCUAGGUAUUCCAUAAAAUCAACACAUUUUAAGGCUGAAAGAUACUGUAGAAAUCAUCCAGUCCCAAUCCCCCAUUUUAAAACUGAUUCUAGUAAAAUUAGGCCUGGUAACAUCUGUAUAUAUGUAUAUAUUUAAUAAAGAGUACUUGUACAAAAAAGGUUAUCAUAAAUUAUUUCAUGAAUGUGAAUAGAUUUCUGGCCUUGAGAACAAUGCUUGGAAAUGUGGUUGGAAGCACAAUUGAUUCACUGCUAGUUAUUCAGAGCUUACUUUGUUCCAGGAACUAUGCUAGAAACUGAUAGUUCACUAUUCUGAUGAAAAGGCUGUUUUAUUUGUUGUUGUUGUUGUUGUUUUGUCGUUGUUGUUGUUGUUUUGGUGAGGAACUCUUACUCUUUGCUAAUCUAUUGGCCUAUCUUAAGAAAUAAUUCAUUGACUAUUCAUUGGCUUCCUUUAAAAAAAGAAGUAUUCGUCUACAAAUCUUACAGAGUAUGAAGAGAUAAAAAGAAAUGAUUUUAGGUUUGUAGACAGGAGAUCUAGGUGAACUCAUAGAUUUUCUUUUCUUACCUUUACAUAUGAAGGUUUAAAAAUAAGUCAGGUGGCCAAAGAACGAGAAAGGACAAAAUUAACCAAGGAUUCUUAAUUGUUAAUUUGAAGAACACAUUAACUAGAAAGCUUAAACAUUAUUAUUAAGAUAAAUUAUUUCAUUUGCACACAACGUUAAUGAUGAUGAUGAUGAUGAUGAUGAUGAUAAUAAUAGUAGUAGUAUGUUGCUUGCUUUCCUUAACUGAAUUUCAUCGAAUUCAUUCAGUGAUUUUUAUUUUGGUCAUCAUUUCUAUCUUCCCAAUAACCCAGAGGUACAUCAAGUAAAAACACUUUUGUGAAGAGCCAGUCACUUUUACCUGUUAGAAAAUCUCACAAGAGUAAUUAGGGGCACCCAACGUUCUGGCUAUCUCUGAAUAAUAAUGAAUAAUUUUGGCUGUGAAUGGUACCCUUAUAUAACUCUUUUAAGGUGAAAUUCAGAGUAGUUUUAUUCAGGACCUAGUGCCUGCAGUCCAAGUUGGCCACUAACUGCUACAUAAUUACUUUCAAUUUCCUACAGGCAUGACUAGGUAUAAAAAUAUAUUUACAUGAUUAAUCUACAGUUUAAAAUGACUUGCACUUGUGCAUAUACAUAGUACUUUGAAUAAUGUAUAUUUUAAAUUGGACCUCACAAAUCUUGUAUUAAAGUAGGUAGAGAGUAGAGUCACCCUUUGUUUGAUAAAAUGAGUCAUAGGGAAGUUAAAUGACAAAGAUAAAAUCACAGGGUUGGAAAGAACUUUGAAAGGUCAUUUUUCAAUAACCUUACCUUAACAGUGACCCCAUUUUAAACAAUGCAUAAAAAAUUUAUUUGUGGCUUAUUUUACCCACGAGCUGGCCAAUUCUUUCUGGCCUAGAAAAAAAUCUCCGCUCUCCCCAUUCCUGUUCUCAAUGGUCUCCUCUUCUAAAUUUGUGAAUAAUCUCAAGUAGAAGGCACCAGGUGUGGAGAUGGGUCACUUAAUUUCAAGUUCUGACUGUCUUGUGGUUUUUGGCAAGUCUCUUAACCUCUCUAAGACUGAUUCCUCAUUUAUAACAGGGAGGAGGUGGAUUAUGUAAUAUCUAAGAGCUUUUCAGUUUUAAUAUUCUCUGAUUCUCAUAGUAAAUAAAAGCAUACUCUUGUAAUAAAAACACUGAAUAGUUUGCACCACAAUAAGUGCUUAUGGACAAAAAUUUAGUUCUACCGCUUGAUUACUUUAAGUUCAUGGCUUGCUUCAAACUAAGGUUUCCUUACCUUAAAAAAUAUGUAUAACAUCUCUCCAUUUAGAUUAAGUGUAUUCUUCCCCAGGGAAGAUUGUAUUCUUUAAAGACUGUAGAAUAUUGGUUAUUUCUCCUUUCUGGGAUUUCCUGGCCUUUUAUUCACUAAGUGGGCUCCUGCCCAGUUUAGAAACUGUGCUGAUUUUUAGAUAUACAGAGAUAAAAUUAGCCCCUUUCCUUGCAGGUAGUCACAGUCUGUUAGAGAUGAUGGAUGUACAGACAGAAAUUAUGGGGUGUAACAAAUGCUUCAGUAGAAUACAGCAGGGCCAAAACUAGGGUGAUACUCAUCUCAGGCACAAACAUAUAUGGGGACACCCAAACUUCAAUAAUCAAGAUACCUAAUAUUUAAGUCAAUAUUUUUAAAAAUCAAAAUUAAUGCAAAAAAUUUAUGAUGAACAGAAUAUACAAAUUUUAAAUAAAUUAAUGGAAUCAAUAGUAAUAAUAUUUUCUUCUGCCUCAGACUCCAAAAUUGCUCACAUAGCACUGAUCUAGAGGUGGAUAAAAGAUGCACAUAACUUAAGAACAUUGUUGAUGGAGAGGGACAAGAGUGAUAGCAGAGAAGCUUUCACAGAGAUAAUCUUAAACUAAAUUUUGUAGAAGGAUUUGUAGUUCUUAUAGCCUCCGUUCCCACUUCCACAAACAAACAAAAAAACAAAAGCACAAUUUUAUCACCACCUGAGGCAGGAGAGGAGAUGAAGAUGUGGAAAGUCAAAGGAAACUCUUACUACAAAUUCUUAGUUCAGUGUUUGGAGGGAAGGGUGAAUGCAGGGAAGUGAGAGUUGUUGAGGUUGGAAAGACCGAAACGGCCUGGAUUAGGGAGAGUUUUAUGUAAAUUACUAAAAUAAUGGAAUUUGUUCAGGAUUAGUGGCAAUUUAUUAAAAAUCUUGAAGGAUAAUGCUAUGAAAACUAACAUCCUCAUUUUUCUAUUUUAGAAAAAUCACCUGAUUAUUGUGUGAACUAUGGUUUGGAGGGCCACAAAUCUAGAGGUAGUGGAACAAUAGAGAGCUCUUAUUUUUUUCUUUCCUCUCUUAAACUUUGCCUUCUAUUCUUUUUUUUUUUUUUAAGUGCAAUUACUUCAUUGUCAUUUGUAAAAGUGAUACAUGACUGUUAAAGAUAGACAUUGCGGAAAUUUAAAAACAAUCUCAAAAUUCUACCACCCAGAAAUCAUAAAUAUUUUAUAUUUGGAUAUGUUUGUCUAGAAGAGUAGAUUGCUUGAUUAAAAGACACAGUUUUAUAAAUGUAGAAGCCAAUAUGACAUAUAUGCUGUCACUAAAUAAUACAAAAUUAAAUUGACUUAUAUCCAUAUAAGAUAAAAAUAGGAGGGUAAAACUGAAGAAAUUGUUGAAAUUUGGAUGGUGUUUCUUUAAAGCAAGAGAUUUAGAGAGUCGGUGCUUUUUCCCAGUUUUUAUUUCAGGAAAAAUUUCUGCAAUUAUGUCUAAGUAAAUUUUUUUAGAAAUGCCAAUUAUGUCAAAUCCCUUUUGUCUCUAUACAGUGGUCCCCAACUGUUUUGGCAAUAGGCACCGGUGAGGGUGGGGGAAUGGUUUUCAGAUGAAACUGUUUCAUCUCAGAUCAUCAGGCAUUAGUUGAUUCUCAUACGGAGCGGACAACCUCGCAUGCACUCCUAUGAGAAUCUAAUGCCUCUGACAGGAGUCAGAGCUCAGGCAGUAAUGCUCAAUGGGUGCCACUCACCUCCUGUUGUGCUGCCCAAUUCCUAACAGGCCAUGGAUAAGUACUGGUCAGUGGCCCAGGGGUUGGGGACCCCUGCUCUAUAACUAUUUAUAGUAUUCUUUGUAAUGACUUUGGUAUCUUUAAAAUUUUCUUUAACUUUUGUUAACCAUAACCCUAGUGAGUUUUCAGUUGUGAUUAUUCUAUUUUGUAACUUCUAAUGUACUUUUCAACUUCAUAGUGGUUUAUUUAGUUUUCCAUUGCUUUCUUGGUCACUGUCAUUUCAUUUUUCAUCUCUUUCUUCAUUUUUACCAUUGAUUUAUUGAAAUAUCUUCUUUGAGCUUCUCUCUUUCUCUAUUAAUGAGAUCAUGUCUAUAAUAUUUUUGAGACUACAGAGAACUAUUUAUAUAAACUCUUCCUCUAUUUCUUGAAAAAGUUUUUAUGUGGCAUGAGCUUCAUCUGCUUUUUCAUUGAGUUUUUGUCUCCCUUCCCUAUUUUGGGGCUGGUUUCUUUCUAUUAAUCACUGAGCAGAGCCAGCUAUUUACUGAACUAUAGUGUGGGAAGUGGUGGGAGGGUGAGUCAGAUCAGCCCACAGAAGCUAUUUAAAUUUCAGGUUUCAAGCCCACCUCCCCAAAACUGUUUUAUGUGUUUUUUCUUCUGCCCAGGCACCAUAUUUUUAAAUCUAUUUUUGACAUUUGGGUAGCCUAUGUAGUUCACAGUGUAAAACUCUCUGUUUUACUUUCUUUAUGUUAUUGCUGGUGAUUCUUGCUCUUAGUCCCACCCCCUUCCCCACAUUAAACUUAGUAUUCUAUAUUAUUCAGCAAACUUGUUCACAACUCUCAAAUAUAGUCUAUCAGAAUUUUUAUCUUUACUUCUACAUUCCACUAUUUGGAAGUAUAUAGUAAAAUCGUAUGAAGACAGAUUUUGUUUUUCUCUUGCCUGUUUACACUCCAUCCUACAGAGGUUUCCAACAAACCAUCUUUGUUUGAAAUAUCUCAGGACAGUGAUACUUACUGAAAUGUACAUCCUGCUUAAGAUAAAUGCCAAUCAAUUUCCUUUCUCCUAUUAGUGCAAAUGGCUACCUAUUUAAAAGCUACUGACUAUAGUUUGUCAUCAAUUACUUGUUAAUUAUGGAGUUUUCAUUUUUUUCUCAAUUUUUCAUUAUGUUAUUUUAGGAGGCUGUCUUAGGUGGGGAAUGAAUUAUGAAUAUUUUUAUUUCACCAUCUUUAACUGAGUCACCAUAUGUUAUUUGCACUUCCAAUAGACCAGGGAUUGACCAGAGUAUCUUUUACUGAUAUGACAACCAGAGCUACAUGGCUUUUACCUUCUGUAUAUCAGAUGUCACUGGAAUCAAGCAUUAAACCUAGAUUAAAUCUAGAUUAAACCAGCUCUAUGGCACCUCAGAAAAAAUGAGAAGGACUAGGAAGCUGAUAGAAAGAACUCCUGUAUAAAAAAUAAAUUCUUUUUACAUUUUCCUUUGUAGUAUUUCUGCAAGCUUCUUUAGUUUCUAUAGGGGAAUCCCAGAGUUGUCCUCUGAGAUUGCUUCCCUUGCCUUUUUUUAUUUUCAUUUUUCUCUCCUGAGCUUUACUUUUCAGUCAUGUAUUUCUAUCCCAAUGUUAAUUUAUUACACUGUUUAUAUUUUCCUGUCCUUCAAUUCAUCAGUAGAUUAGUGAAGUACUUAUUCCUUUAAUUAUAAGUAUAAACAUUUUUAAGUUCUUUUUGGAUAAUGAUACAUUUAAUGGAAAUUUUUUAAAUGCUUAUGGUUUCUUAACAGCUUUUCUCAACCACUAAUUACUUCUGUUAAAAAAUAAAAGGAAUACCCACGUGUAAUAUAAAAGAAACUUUGAAUAAAAUGGUAUCCUUUCCUUUUACUAGAGACAAACAUCUCCACUUCAAAAUGGAAAAAUGGAACUAUGCAAAGGAAAUUUACAAUGUUCAAGAGUACUAUAUUAUCACUGAACUGAUUAAUUUAAUUGAAAAUACUAACUUGUGAAAAAGAAUGACACAAAUGUAUUUGAAAUGUCACCAGAUACCUCAAGCUAUGACAGUUGGUCAUGUUAAACAAGUAGUAAAGGAUAAAUUAAAUAUAUUCUAUAUUAACACUAAGAUUUAAAUCUAAUUAUAGUCUUCUUUAAUUUUUCUACUAUAUACAUUUCAUUUAGUUUUCAGUAAAACAAACUUUUCAUUACUUCUACUUAUCCCAUGUAAAUCUAGUUGCUAUAAGAUAUAACCUACUUUGGAAAUAGCUUCCUAUAAUACAUUGGGAUUUUGGUGUGAGUGUGUGUGAUCAGAGAGAAUAAACAAAUGGUGUCAACAAAACAGACUGUAAAAUAUGGAGAUAAUGUGGAUUUAUAUAAUUUGAUAAAAAUUUCUCCCUUGAAAUUUGUAGAUCACAUAUGAAUAUCAUAAUGUGAAGUGCAGUUAGGAUUUUUUCCCUAUAUUAAUACAUAUACAUAAUCUCUUUAAUACAAUAUUUUUCUGAACUCAUUUGUUUUAUAUUUUAUCAUAUAUGUCAUAUUUUAUAUUUUCUCAUGUCUCAUAUUUUAUAUUUGCUCAUAUAUGUCUCAUUUUUAUUAUUACUAUAGUAUGCAUUAAAGGAGUCUGGCAAAUACCUGAACAAAGUUAUGUUGUUGGCAAUAUAAGAUACUACCAAUUGCAUAAUAUUAUUUCCAAAGGCAAAUUAAUAUGCAAAUUAUAGAUUUCCAUGGGUAUCUAUACAAAUUAUUACUUGAAGUCCAUAGGAAACAGCUUCCUUUGGGGGAAAUAAAAGAAGCUCUGAUAACAGAAAAUGUAUAGUAUUUCAGUUAAACUAUGAUUGACAUAUUUUUUUCUCAGUGUUUUAUAUUUGUGAAUUGUAGUCUGUAUUUUGUCUUUACAGAUGUUGCUAAUACAGUGUAGCAUGUUGGCUUGUCAGUUUACUGAUUAUGUAUAUUGUCUCCUAGUUCAAGUAUACAGUAAAUCAAAGCUUUCAUUUUUCAAGAGGCAGAAAAAAAAUUGUUGGUUGAUAAGGUAAGGUUAUAUGAUUUUGAGGGAGCUUCAUUUUAAAUUGAAUGAGAAUCCAGUUUUCAUGAAAAGCUGUAUCUAUGCGAUAAUACUUUGAAUGUCUAUAGUUUGAAAUAGGAGGUUAAUUUUUUCCACUGGUUUAUCCUUAAUGAAGGAAAUCCCCUGAUAUUUACUUUGAUUCUGAAAAUAUUGAAAAUUUCAGAAAAAAUAAAGGUUUUCUUUGAUUUUUCAGAUGAAGUGUUGUACAAACUGAGGAAUAUAAAGUUCAUUCCCUUCUUUCUUCUCCUGAAUAAUUUUAAAAUUGUUUAGUUGUACAAUUGAAAAUAUUCCUUAUUAUAGAAGUAAAAAAUGCAUAUUUCAUCAUAUCAUAAAAAACUAAAUUUGUUAUCAUCUGAGCUUCAAUAUUCUUGCUCAAUUAGAAUAGUAAAUGUGAAGUGUGAUAUUUAUAACAGUUCAAGGUUUGAUAGGAGAUAGAGGUGUUUUGAUUUUAUAGGAAAAUUGCUUCCUCAAGAACAUAUUUCUUGAGGUUUUAGUAAUCACAUUUGACUCCCUGAAAUUGGCAAUUUUAUUCUAUGUAGGAGUAUUAUCAUGGUAUACUAUAGUGAGGAGCACAUAGUCAUUAUUAUUUUGUUUUGGCAAAUUUAUUUUGAAAAAAAGGAACAUUAUCAAAUAUUGGUUUACAAUUUUAAAGUAAUUCAUCAGGAAAUGAUUUUUUAAACACUGUCUCUUUAAGUAAAUGUCCCUUGCUUUUCAAAGCUCAACUUAUUCCUCAUGGUAAUACAGUUCCUUUGCUUCUUAACACAAAGUUUAUACUAGAGCAUAGCAUUGUAGAGUUAUUCAGGUCUCAAUUUCUCACUGGAAAAUGAGUCUUUAAAAUAGUAAGGAUUUAAAUUUCUAUAAAAUUUAAUCAAAGAUACUUAUAUUUUAAGAUAAAUGUGUUGGAGCUAAACUCUGGAAUUAUUAAAAUAUAAAACAUAUCCCUCUAAUGUAUUUUUUCUAUUUAAAUUUAAAACAAUAAACAUAAAUAUCUUUGGAAUAUUUUUUUGGUUUGUGUAUUGUUUUUUCUGUCUAUAAAUAUCCUUCCUUUAAACUGGUCACAGUAUUUUGUCUGACUUGAUAGUUCACUUUAAAAUCCCUGCUGCUAUCAUGAAUGUUCCUGGUUUUUACUUAACAUCUAAUUCUCUGCAUGACCAAUACCACCAUCGAGAUUGGAGUUUUGCCAAAUUUUAAUGGUUUGAAAAAUUCUUUGUAGGUUAUAUGGAGGAAGAAAAGUUAUACGACCUGUAAUAUCUGAUGUGGCAUAAUAAAAACUUUUCACUAUGUGGUUUUGGUUCACUAAUGGAGUUCAAAUGUGUGUAUUUGUGUGUAUUUUUUUAAAGAUUCAACCCAACGAAGAGAGUUAAAAUUAAUAAAGUACAGCAAUCAAUCUAUGACUUAAUCUUAACUUGGAAGACCAAAGUAAAUGUCUGAGAAACUGAAUGGGAUUAACAUUUAAUAAAAACAUGUGAGUUUAUGCAUUUUAAUAUUUAGCUCAGAUUAUUAACUGUAAUUAGUUUGAUGAAAUAAAACACUUUGAAUACUG